AUGACUUCCGUACCUGCAACCGCUCCUACUACAGUCCGUGGUGCUCAGAGGUCCCUUCGUCCUCCCGUAGAGGCGUUCCGUCGCUUUGGGUGGCUACCUCAGAGCCCCGAUGCCUACGACAAAUGGAUGAGCAAAAUGCACGCCAAGAUGGCCCCCCUCGCUGCUCAUAUGCCGGGGCCAGGCAUCACCUACGGCACUGAUAAGGAGGCUCCUGCGCUCCUAGUACCCAUCCAGGAGUUCAAGGACUUCAUCGAGGGCAAUGUGGUGGUCUUCACAGACCUCGUCCGCAUGUUCGAUGGCAUGACCGAAUCUCCCACGAGUUACCAGGAGAUGCUCCUGAUGUUCAACGAGAUCUUCCGCGAGGCUCCCUCGUUCGGUUCCCUGGGCCCUCCAAUGUACAUGAUCAUGGCCAGGGUGAUGAACACAGAGGGAGGCUUCUCUGCGUUCACCAAGGAAUCGCUCAACCUGCAGUUCAAGAAAAUGUUGCAGACGUGGGAGCGGUACCUAUUGUCGAAGGAUUCCACUUCUGUCCUCAACACCAACCCCGAUGGAUGGUUCUCCACUGAGGCUAUUGACGCCAUGAUGGAGAAAUACGCUCCUGGGAGGACCUUUGCCGAGGUGUUCAUUUGUAACCCAGACGAGGACGCUUGGGGCUUCACCUCCUACGAGGACUUCUUCGUCCGUCGCUACCGCGAACCUGAUGUCGACCGUCCUACAGGUGAUGUUAGCGACCUCCGCAUCGUCGGGGCAGCAUGCGAAUCCGCCUUUUACGCUCUCCAGAACGACGUCCAGAGGACAGAUGAGCUGUUCAUCAAGGACGAAGCCUACUCCCUCGUCCACUUGCUUGCAGGUGACGAGUCCGUCGACUCCUUCAUCGGUGGCACUGUCAUCCAAUCCUUCCUGAACACCACCGGCUACCACCGCUGGCACGUUCCUGUGAACGGAACCAUCAAGAAGAUUGUCGACGUCCCCGGCACCUACUUCGCACAGGCACCUAGCUUGAUUGGCUUGGAGACGGGCCCCGACGAGCUCCCUCCCUACCUCCAAUCGCUGCAGUUCUUCGCCAAUACCGCGGCUCGCCAGCUCAUCUUCAUCGAAGCUGAAAACACGCAGAUCGGUCUCAUGUGCUUCAUUGCCAUCGGUAUGACCGAGAUUUCUUCGUGCGAAGCCACGGUUUUCGAGGGCCAACACGUCACCCGAGGCGAGGAACUAGGCAUGUUCCACUUCGGUGGCUCGUCGAGUGCGAUGGUGUUCCGCGCGAGCGCCGGUGUUCAAUUUGGGGGUGAAUACAUCGAGCCAGGUGCACACAUUCCUAUCAACGCGCCCAUUGGGGUUGCCAAUAUCUGA
Messenger RNA from Pleurotus ostreatus (oyster mushroom), 1347 nucleotides. RefSeq lists its product as uncharacterized. Gene Ontology annotation, biological process: phosphatidylethanolamine biosynthetic process. The transcript has 2 exons. NCBI's taxonomy places the organism in Eukaryota, Fungi, Basidiomycota, Agaricomycetes, Agaricales, Pleurotaceae. Gene Ontology annotation, molecular function: phosphatidylserine decarboxylase activity. Gene Ontology annotation, cellular component: mitochondrion. The record is from RefSeq and is a predicted model, not a curated record. The coding region runs from base 1 to 1347 and encodes 448 amino acids.